Charadrius vociferus (killdeer) is the source of this 3275-nucleotide messenger RNA. RefSeq names its product vacuolar protein sorting 18 homolog (S. cerevisiae) (gene VPS18). Gene Ontology annotation, biological process: endosome to lysosome transport; intracellular protein transport; endosome organization. Gene Ontology annotation, molecular function: protein-macromolecule adaptor activity. NCBI's taxonomy places the organism in Eukaryota, Metazoa, Chordata, Aves, Charadriiformes, Charadriidae. The record is from RefSeq and is a predicted model, not a curated record. The coding region runs from base 1 to 2919 and encodes 972 amino acids. Gene Ontology annotation, cellular component: HOPS complex; endosome. The transcript is spliced from 5 exons.
AUGGCGAGCAAUGAGACAGCCAGUGCUGACUCACCGGCGUUUUGCCAUGCACCUGAGUGUGCAUCCUCCCUGGGAAAAAUCAAGCGAUAUGUGAAUGCACGGCUGGAGAAGGAAACACCAAUAUUUAACAAGCAAAGGAUUGAUUUUGCUCCUCCAGAGAAAAUCAACAGCUUGGUGGUCUCAUCUAACCAGCUCUGUAUGAGCCUUGGCAAAGACACCCUUCUCAGGAUUGAUCUUGGGAAGCCAGAUGAACCUAAUCAGGUAGAGCUGGGACGCAAAGAUGAAGCCAAAGUCUACAAGAUGUUUUUGGACCACACAGGCUCUCAUCUCCUGAUUGCUCUGAACACCGGUGAAUGCCUUUACCUGAACAGAAGUGUUCAGAAAGUGCGAGCACUCUCCCGCUGGAAAGGCCACUUGAUUGAAAGUGUGGGCUGGAACAAAUUUCUUGGUUCAGAGACCAACACCGGGCCUAUCCUGGUGGGGACAGCCCAGGGGCAGAUCUAUGAAGCUGAAAUCUCUGUUAGUGAGGGAAGCCUCUUCAGCACUAAUCCUGACCAGUACUUCCGACAGGUCUACACUCUGGAGGAGGAAUCGGGACCUGCCCCAGUCUGCUGCUUGGAGAUUGAACGAGGGAUAGAAGGGAAAUUUUUUAUUAUAGCCACCACUCGAAAGAGACUCUUCCAGUUUGUUGGCAAAGUACCUGAAGGGACGGAGCAGCAAGGCUUCAGCUCCAUAUUUGCUAUGCAUGCUGACCAUUUGCCCAGCUUUCGGGAGUUUCCGGCCAACUUUGGUUUCAGUGAGAUAGCCUUUUACACCCCAAAGCUGCGCUCGAACCCACGCUCUUUUGCCUGGAUGAUGGGAAAUGGUGUUUUAUAUGGUACAUUGGAUUAUAGCCGCCCUGAUUCAAUUUUGAGUGAUGAACGGGUCUGGGUUUAUCCUUCUGAUAUUGACAUAACUGUGAACAAGCCGAUAUCCAUUGUACUUACCCAGUUCCACUUCCUGUUGCUGUUGCCUGAUCGGGUGAAGGCUGUGUGCACUCUGAAUGGGCAGGUUGUUUUUCAAGAUCUGUUCCUGGAGAAGUUUGGCUUACUGACACGCAUGAUCAAAGAUCCUACAGUCCAGCAGAUAUGGAUCCACACUGAGAAAGUAGUGUUCCGUUACCACGUCCAGCGGGAAUCUAGAGAUGUGUGGAAGAUGUAUAUGAAUAUGAACAAAUUUGAUUUAGCCAAAGAGUAUUGUAAAGACCGUCCAGAGUGCCUAGAUAUUGUGCUGGCAAAAGAGGCAGAGCACUGCUUCCAAAACAAGAGGUAUCUAGACAGUGCCAAAUGUUAUGCUCUGACCCAGAACUACUUUGAGGAAAUUGCCCUUAAGUUCAUUGAAGCCAAGCAAGAAGAGGCCCUGAUGGAGUUUCUGAUUAAGAAGCUGAGUAACCUAAAGCCUUCUGAGAAGACACAGACCACUCUGCUGACCACAUGGUUAACGGAGCUGUACCUGAACUGGCUAGGUAUACUGGAAGGAGAUCCCUCACAGCGAAAUCUCUAUUUGGAUACCCGGGAGAAAUUUCGCACUUUCCUGAGCAGUCCUAAAAACAAAGACUGUUUAUUUAAUAACCGGGCAUCUAUUUAUGAGCUGUUGGCAAGCCACGGGGACACAGAGCACAUGGUCUACUUUGCAGUCAUCAUGCAGGACUAUGAGCGCGUAGUAGCUCACCACUGCCAGCAUGAUGAGUAUGAUGAAGCUCUAAAUGUGCUGUCCAGGCACAGAGAUGAGAAGCUGUUCUACAAGUUCUCUCCAGUCCUCAUCCAGCAUAUUCCCAAGAAGGUAGUUGAUGCUUGGAUUUCUAUGGGCUCUAGACUGGAUGCCAGGAACCUCAUUCCAGCCCUUGUUAACUACAGCCAGAGUGCCAGCACCCAGCAGAUCAAUGAAGCCAUUAGAUAUAUGGAGUUCUGUGUCUAUCAGUUGGAGGAAACCCAGCAAGCCAUUCACAACUACCUGUUGUCUCUUUAUGCUUUGUGUCGGCCAGACUCGCUACUGUCAUACCUGGAGCAAGCAGGAACCAACCCAAACAGGAUCCACUAUGACCUGAAGUAUGCAUUGCGCCUGUGUGCAGAGCAUGGGCACCACCAGGCAUGUGUCCAUAUUUACAAAGUGAUGGAAUUAUAUGAGGAGGCUGUGGAUCUCGCCUUACAGGUGGAUGUUGAUCUUGCCAAGUCCUGUGCAGAUCUCCCUGAAGAUGAUGAGGAGCUCCGGAAGAAGCUCUGGUUGAAGAUUGCUCGCCAUGUUGUUCAGGAAGAGAAGGAUGUCAAGAAGGCAAUGGCCUGCCUCUCCAGCUGUGCCCUGCUGAAGAUUGAAGACGUCCUGCCAUUCUUUCCAGACUUUGUCACUAUUGACCAUUUCAAGGAGGCAAUCUGUAACUCCCUGGAGGACUACAACAAGCACAUUGAGGAGCUGAAAAGGGAGAUGGAGGAAGCCACACAGAGUGCCAAGAGAAUCCGAGAGGACAUCCAGGAAAUGAGAAAUAAGUAUGGCUCUGUGGAGCCUCAGGAAAAAUGUGCUGCUUGUGACUUUCCCCUUCUAAACCGCCCUUUUUACCUUUUCCUGUGUGGUCACAUGUUUCAUUAUGACUGUCUUCUCCAAGCAGUUUUCCCAAACCUUCCUGCUUACAAGCAGGCAAAACUUGAAGAUCUUCAGAAGAAGCUGGCCGCUACCAGUCAGCCUUCCAAGAGCCACCAUCGUCCCAAGGAUGCAGAUACCAUUAGCUUGGGGAAGGGGCAGCAGAGCCGGGAACAGAUCAAAGCUGACAUUGAUGAUAUUGUGGCAGCUGAAUGUGUGUACUGUGGUGAGCUGAUGAUCCGCUCCAUUGACAAGCCUUUUAUUGAUCCCCAAAAGUAUGAAGAGGAGAUGCAAAGCUGGCUGUAGUUUUCCAAAUCUGCAACUGUCAACGGACCAGAGUUUGUUCACAACUUGUGAAGGUUCCAUUGGGAUUAUAGCCUCCAGAAGCAGGAACACAGUGGCUUCUGUGGAACUCUAAGGAAAGCGUAGUGGGGUCUUGUUAUCAGGAUUACAGUGAAAUAGUCUUGAAAAAUGGGGAGGUAUAGCUAUGGCUGUCUAAGAACUUGAACAAUAGUUAGAGCUAACCUACUGGAAUAUAUUUAUCAGGUGUUUGCUGCUUGCAGUUCUUCUGAGGUUCUUGGUGUGAAGCUAAUGGAGUGCCUUGUCGUCCAGAAGGAAUUGGGAACAGCCUGUGAUUUGUCUUCACUGUGGUGGGGUAUUUG